This is a messenger RNA of Podospora bellae-mahoneyi, 1293 nucleotides long. RefSeq lists its product as uncharacterized. The transcript is spliced from 2 exons. The coding region runs from base 346 to 1146 and encodes 266 amino acids. Lineage: Eukaryota; Fungi; Ascomycota; Sordariomycetes; Sordariales; Podosporaceae. The record is from RefSeq and is a predicted model, not a curated record.
GACCGUAGUUCCUGAACUGAGACCCACCCAAACGCCAGCGGACCAUUCAAGAAUGGAUUGAUCAGCUUGAAAAAAUGCCGGCAUCGGUCACUUCUCCCAACCGCCGCCCGAACCCGUUGCCCCAGUAGCUAUUGCAUCUCACAACAUGAUACCAUGCCGAGUUAUUCGUCAGCACCACUCCGCGUAAUACAUGCUUGUCUCGGCGAUUGAUAUAACGCAACCUUGCAUUUCUUGAUCUUGUUAUUUCUGGAGACCUCUACCUUGCCCCCUUCCAGCCCCUUAAACCCCUCGUGAACUUUUGUGGACUACUCCUUUUUCUGUCCCACCCCUCCAUCCAUCCCCACAAUGUCAAGGAUACCAGCCGUGAAUGCAAAACCAAACCCCCUCGUCCUCAGCAGUCUCGUGCUAGGGAUAGCCUCCACCGCCUCCGCCCAAAAUUACUAUGGCUCUCCCGGCAACCCUUAUACCAGCGGCGGCAGCUCCAACGGUGAUGGCUCAUCUUCCUCCGGGUUCAACAACUUCAACGCCGGGGCUGGCUUCGACAUAAACGCUGCCAUGCGCACCCGCGCUAUUCACGGUAUCCUCGCUGCUUUGGCCAUGGCGAUCUUGUUUCCUUCCGGCUCGAUCCUCAUGCGUGUUAUACCAGGCCGGUUCGCAAUCUGGGCGCACGGAAUCUCGCAGGCUGUUGCGCUGGUGGUGUAUAUCGCUGCUGUCGGACUGGGUCUUCAUCUUGUGAGGGAGGUCGGUAGGGCGAGGGGGAACAAUGGUGACAUGUUCUCCGAUCCGAACAGAAGCUACCACCCCAUCAUUGGCAUCGUCGUGUUGGUCUGCCUGCUCUUGCAGCCAAUCUUCGGGUUCAUCCACCACGCCAAGUUCAAAAGACUCAAAACGAGGCAGAUGUGGUCAUACCUCCACUUGUUCAACGGUCGUGUCUUCAUCACGCUCGGUAUGGCGAACGGUGGGCUCGGGCUGUGGAUGGCGGGCGCGAGCAAGGAGCUCAAGACGGCGUAUGUCGCUGUGGCGGCCGUGAUGUGGGUUCUCUGGAUGUUGGCGGCUGCGUAUGGAGAGUGGAAGAGGUGGAAGGCGAACCGUCUGGGAUAUCCGCCGAGGAAUAAGAAAUUCCAUGACGGCGAAGUUCCGUUCUAAGAUUGCGCUUACUAGGAACAUGUCUGUUGGAUUGGAGGUAUGUUGAGACGGGUGUAAACGGCGCAUGUAGAGGUUUUGGAUCUGUUGAGAAUUGAGAUACCAUGCUUUUUUUGUCGAUUGGGAUAAAGUCUGGAGGUAACAAUGAAU